Engraulis encrasicolus (European anchovy) is the source of this 6499-nucleotide messenger RNA. RefSeq names its product retinoic acid-induced protein 1. Gene Ontology annotation, biological process: regulation of transcription by RNA polymerase II; circadian regulation of gene expression. Gene Ontology annotation, cellular component: nucleus. The transcript has 8 exons. Lineage: Eukaryota; Metazoa; Chordata; Actinopteri; Clupeiformes; Engraulidae. Bases 1 to 6267 code for a protein of 2088 amino acids. The record is from RefSeq and is a predicted model, not a curated record.
AUGCAGUCCUUCAGAGAGCGGAGCGGUGGUUUCCACGGCAACCAGCACUGCUACCAGCAGGACUCUCUUGAGUACGCGCACCUGGAGAGCUACAGCCGACAACACCACCACCACCCGCAACAUCUACACCCACACCACCCACUCUCGCAACACCACCAGCCCAGCCACCACCAACACCCCGGCCAGAGCAGCCGACCCCCCUCGGCGAAAGACUGUUACGGGCAGCAGGGUUACGCGACAUACGGCAGCAGCAGUAGUAGUAGUGGCGGCUCUGGUUCAGUAAAGAAGCCCUCCUCAUCUUCCUCCUCGUCCUACCACGAGGGCAAAAUGUCCAGCCACCACAUGCCGGCGGGGUAUGGCAACCACCUGGGGGUUCCCGGGGGCUACUCGGCCCAGUACCUGAGCGAGAGCCACCACCUGCAACAGCAGCAGAAGUGGGAGGAUGCGACUCCCCAGCUGGCCUCGUACGAGCAGGACAUGGUGGGACGCCUGGACCCGGGAGGAGGAGGCUCCCAGUACCUGGAGCAAAGCAUGAUGGGUAUGUCCCAGAGCCACUGCCACCUCCCUGGCCAGUCUCCGUCUGCACAACCUGCCUACACGAGCCCCCACCAUCAGCAGCAGCAGCAGAGCUCCGGGUCCUCCCCGCUCAUGUACCCACAGAGCCACCUGCACUACCCCUCUCAGCACUCCCAGCCCCAGCCCCCACCGUCCUCCUCCUCAGCUUCCUCUGCAGCUCCCCCCUCCUACCCCUAUAAGGGCUACGGCAUGCCCCCUGGCCCCCAGUACUCCCGGCAGCUAGGUAACCACGGUGGGAUGAAGCCCAGUGGCUACCGAUCUCAGAACAGCUACAGCUACCAGCCCCCACCGCCGCCACCACCACCACCAUCCCGAAGUGGAUUUGAGCAACCACAGCAGCAGCAGCAACAGCAGCAGCAGCAGCAACAGUCUGUGUCUUUGUCAGGCAUGGCUGGAUCCCCCGAGAGCAUGCAAAAGUAUCAGCAACACUAUCAGCACAGCCAGACGCAGCAGGGCUACUGUAUGCCCGAGAUCCCUGUGCGUUCCCCUGAGCAGUACUACCAGAACUGCAGCCCCAGCUCCAGCCACUCCCCAGCGCGGUCCGUAGGGCGUUCCCCUUCCUACAGCUCCACGCCCUCCCCGCUCAUGCCCAACACAGAGUCCUUCCAAUACAGCCAGCCGCCGACGCCCAUCAACCCCCAGUCGGCCUCCGCUGCCGGUUCCUCCACCUCCUCCUCCACUUCCUCCUCCUCUUCCGCUGGUGCUCUGCAGGACCAGGGCAUGCUGAUGCCCCCGCACAGCCACCCUUCCCCAGGGGUCAACCACCAGGCCCAGGCCCAGAGCUACAGCAGCUCCUCCUCCACCUCCAUGAAGGACCGCUUCUCGGAGAAGCUGCUCUCCAACCCCAGCCUGUGGAGCCUCAACGCCCUCACCUCGCAGGUGGAGAGCAUCUCCAACAACGUCCAACAGCUGCUCCUGUCCGAGGCUCUCAUGGCCAACAAGAAGGGCAGCAAGCGAGGGGCGAUUCCGAAAAAGGGAGAGGAGUACAGGGGGCAGCUCAGAGGUCUGGAGGACCCUGCCUGCCCUGAUGUUCAGCAGCACGGUGGACACAUGCCCGAGGCCUACAGCACUCCCAAGUCAAUGGCAGCUGAGCUUCACGAUGCAGCCUACACUGCCGGCAGCACGGAGGAGCAACUAGACAGGAGCUACUACUACUGUAGCCAGAGCAGAACUCCCAUGCAUGUCCCAAGUAGCCCCCUUAUGCCUUUGAACGCAGUGUCCUCUUGUUCCAUGACCACGCUUGAGAGCCACUCUGUGUAUUCUUAUGCGAGUAUGCAGAGCACAGUGCUCCCUGAGAGUGACCCCAACCUGGACUCGAGACUGAAGACAGUCUCGUCCAUGGAUGCGGACCACAACAGCUCGGUUCAGAGCAUGAGCGACGAGAGAUCGCCCAUGAGCAUCCCGGCGCAGAGUCCCAUGAAACAGGAGAGCAACUCCCCACCCGACAUCAAGCGCAUAGACAGCUCACUGAAGGAGAACUUUGAAGAGUCGGCCUGGAUGGAGAAAUCAGCUGACGAGGAGGAGAAAAUGAAGACCAAGACAAGCCCCGAGCAGAAGUUCAAAGGGGAAAUACUGGACAGUGGAGAGAAACAGGAGAAGUGGUCAGAGGAUGAGAAGUCCCCGUCCCUCUUUCCCAAGAUGGGCACCGACACCUCUGGUCAGAGCGAUGCGUACGAGUCAGAGGACAGCACUUAUCAGGAGGUGCACAACAAAAGUGAUCCAGAUGACAGCGACUCCACCAACAGGAGUUGUGGAUUACCUGGUGAAAGCCACCUCCUCGGGGUGAAUCUAGACUCUGAAAUGAAAUCAGAGACGUUCAAAUCAGAGCCCUCCCCCACUACAGAGCCAACCCAGCCAAAUGCGCCGCCAUCUGUCUCAAGUGGUGGUGACCUUGCAGAGGAGGAUCAAUAUUUGCCAAGCCAAGAGGAGAAUUCCGAGGCUCUAUGUCUCUCGCCCUGCAGCAAGCAGAGGGAGAGUGAGGAAACACUUUCAACUGCUGAGGAGGAGGGGAGCGUUCAGGAGGAGACCCAGGAGGGAGAGAAAUCUGUUGCCACCUGUCAGGCCACCACCGAAGAGGAGGUAAGCGAGGAGGAGGAGCAUGAGCAUGAGCAUGACCAGCCUCCACCUUCGGACGACGUCAUUGAUGACAUGGCCAAGUCACAGGAACAGUCACCGGAGCACUGCAGCAGAGACGACUCACAGCAGCAGCAGCAGCAGCAGCAGCCGCAAAGAUAUCAAACUGCAUUUGACAACAAAUCCGACGAGACCGCAGUGGCAGUGGCAGAGGACGCAGCUCCUCAAAAUGGCGAAAGGAGGUCAAGCGCUUGUGACCUUGCACCUCAGUCUCACACCUCUAAGCUAGGCAUAAACCCUGUUGGGGAGAAACCAACGCCUCCGCCUCAGACGAGGGACCACAUCGAUCGCAGCGAUGCAAAGGUGUUGGAGCCCGACUCCCCCCAGCUGCCGGGCAAAUCAAUCUUGCACUCUGCGCCAUCUUGGGCUAACACCCCACCCUCUCCGCAAAAAGGCGACGAGGACAUGGAGCCCGGAAUCAGUUGCCCCAGCGCAGUGACCCCCUCGGCCAAGCCAGAUCCGGUGGCCCCCGCAGCAAACCCCCCCAGGGCCUUUGGUCGAAAGCCCGGCCGAGGCAGAAGGAGGGGAAUGCCAGCAAACAUAGGCAUCAGAAGGCAGCUCAGUGCAGAGGCAGAGGGAGCACCCACGCCCACACAGAAACCCGACAUUCCCCCAACUAAAAGCGCCCUCUUGUCCAAUCACAUGGAGGCAUCCCAUGAGGACAUGGCCAGCCAGACAACAAAACACGCGGCCACUGAGAACUUGCCAAGCACCCGCAUGUGCACCCGCUCACGCUCCUUCAGCGGACAAACACCUCCCAAGCCUGAACCCAAGCCUGAGCCCAGUCCCCCUGUUAAAAACAAGCCUGACGUUAGUCCCCCUGUUAAAAACAAACCAGGCCCCAAACCUGCCACCAUUCCACCUGUUAAAAACAAGCCAGGGCCCAAACCUGGCUCAAAGCCAGGUCCCAAACCUGGCUCCAAGCCAGGCCCAAAGCCUGGCCUCAAACCAGGACCCAAGCCAGGUCCCAAGCCAGGCCCCAAGCCUGGUGGAGGGACAGCCCCCAAGGGACAGGUAGGCCGCCCCAAAGGUUCCGUUUCCAAACUGAAGCUUUUAAAACAAGCGGAGGAACUUCAAGCAUCAAUAGUCGAGGCCACGGCCAAGAAGGCUGAGGGUGGGUCUGGCUCGCAGGAAGGACACCCAGAGCCAGCAGUCGCAUUAGAGACCCCCUCAGAAGUGCAACCACCUGCCAAAGACCAGAAGUCCAUGGUGCUUCGAUCUCGCAGACAGGCACCUGAGAAACUUGAGAAGGAGUUGAAAGAGAAAGAAAUUCCUGUCGUACCUUCAAAGAAAGCCAGAGACACGACAAAGCAAAACGCACCUCAUGAGCAGGUAACGGAGGCUGCAGACACAAACAGGCCUGCAUCUCCCCUGAAAGAGAUUUGCCAGAUAGAGACACCUGACACACUGCAGGAGGAGAAAAUUGCCUCCCCUGUCAAAAGACAAUCCACUUCACAGUCCCCAGACACCGUGAAGAGAAAGCGAGGUGCUAAAGCAGACAAGGCCGAUGCUGAGCAGGCAUCACAGUCACCAGAACAGCCGCAGAAAGAGCAGCAGGAAGACCCAAAGCCCCAGAAGCCAAACACACACACCCCCGAGGUCAGUGAGGUAACCCCCAGUGUGCCCCCUCAGUGUCCCACUAAAACCAAGUAUCUUCCCCCACGAAAGGGCAGAGGCCUCAAGUAUGAAGCCAUGGUCCAAAAAAUAACAUCCAACACUGCCUCCAAAAAGCAGCCCUUCACAAUCCCUCCAGAGUGCCUGACAGAGGACCCCAUCUCUAAGGCUGUCCAGCAGGUGCCUGAGCAGAAAGAGGAGUUGCCGGAAGAGAGUAGCACCACCGCAGCAGAGGCCCAGAAACCGGCUGAUGACAACCAAACGCCCAAUAAGAAGAAGAGAAAAUGGUCUACUGUGGAGAGUAUUGUGGAAGCAACGGGGGCCUUGGACGCCACAUCUCUCAUCAUCAACACGCCGCGACUGGCCAAACAGAGAGCCAUCAAAAACAACCACGAGAUGCACCUGAAGCAGAGGAGGAAGAGGAGGAAAGGCCAGUCUCCUCCCGAAGAGCUUUGCACUGUAGAGGCAGAGCCGGCUGUGGUGGAGUCGAUGGAGGUUGUGGAGGAGGUGACAGAGGCAGUGGUGGCCGAGCCGCAGACUGAGUCACUAAAGGAAACACAAACAGAAACACAGGUGCCGGUAGAGUCACUGACAACAGAACAGCCGCAGCAUCCCGAACCUCCAGCUCUGCCACCCACACCCACACCCACACCUGUUCCGGUGACAAGCAGCGAUCAGCCACCCACGGAGCUGCCAUCCGAGACACCAGCGGAGCCACCAAAGCCCCGGAGGGGAAGGAAGCCAUCACUGAAGAAGAAAGAGGCAAAGGCAGCGAGCGAGCCUAGUCCUGUACCUGUCGUACCUGCCAAGAGAGGUAGAAAACCCGGCCCUAAAAAGAAGACGGCAGAACAAAGUUCGGCACCGAAGCCUCCUGUGAAAGCUGUGGCAAAAACUACAGAGGCUGUGCCGCUGCCACCACCACCACCACCGCCUAAGCCUAAGACAAAAUGUAAAAAGCAGAGUACACCCAAAGUAAAAUCAUCGAAGCAGGAGACAAAAUGUAACAUUAUCUCAACAAGCACACCACCUUUGCAAGAUAUAAAAUGCUCUUUUAUUCCGUAUGUUCGUAUCGACAGCUCUCUGAAUGCGGCCAUAGUGAACAGGCCGAGUGAGGAGACACAGAUCGCGAUGGAGAUAGAGAAGAGCACUGUAGAAAUGAAACCUACUCUCACCAAGAUGAUAGCUGCAUCCUCCAUGAUGCUCUUGGGUCCUUUAGUCAAUAGAAAUCUCACAGACAGGUGUCUGAAGUGCUGCCUGUGCGGAAUGCCUUCAAACUACAGAGAUCUCGGGGACCUGUGCGGACCCUAUUACCUCCGUACCAGCAUACCACGAAAAACAUUGUCCUGGAGCUACAAACAGGAGUUCUGGGAGAGCAGAGACGGAGCACAGUUCAAAAGCACUCCCACUCUGCCUACUCCACCAGAGAGUGAGAAAACACCAGAGACCAGCCAGGCAGGAACAAGUGAGGAGCACCCGAGCCACCACAAAAAGUCCAGGAGGCCGAGUCGAGAGAGCUCACACCAUCGGUCGAACUUCAGGCUGAGGCUGAAGAAGCUGCAGGAGUGCCUGAGCCUCAGGAGGAGAGGAGCUGGGGAUGCUGCAGCACCGCCUACUGGUGAGGAGGGUGAAGGCAGCCUGCUGGAGAGGAAGCAGAGGGAGGCGGAGGGGAGGGAGCAUUGGGCCCAUGAGGCAUGCGUGGUGUGGACCAGCGGGGUGGUUCUGGUGUCAGAGAGGCUUUACGGGCUGAGGGAAGCUGCUCACUCGGCGAGUGAAACGAAAUGUGCUAAGUGCCAGAGUGAGGGGGCAUCCGUUGGCUGCAGCUGUGAGGGAUGCUCUCAGAAGUACCACUAUGUCUGCGCCAAAGAGUCGGGGUGCUUGUUUGACGAGGACAACUUUGCCAUGAGGUGUUCAAAACACAAGGUAGGCAAGCAGAGCCGCCCUUAAAUCACCCAAUACUGUUACGCUGUCAGACAUGUCCAGAUACAUACACACACUCACAUACAUGCACACAUGCUCUCUAUAGGAUCUCUUUGUAUCUCUCGUUCUCGCUUUUUAUUUAUCUCUUUGUCUCUCUCCCCCAUCUCUCCAUCUCUCUCCCUCCCAUCUCUCCAUCUCUCCAUCUCUCCAUCUCUCUCUCUCUCUCUCUCUCUCUCUCUCUCUCUCUCUCUCUCUCUCU